This is a messenger RNA of Belonocnema kinseyi, 570 nucleotides long. RefSeq lists its product as uncharacterized. NCBI's taxonomy places the organism in Eukaryota, Metazoa, Arthropoda, Insecta, Hymenoptera, Cynipidae. Bases 1 to 570 code for a protein of 189 amino acids. Gene Ontology annotation, molecular function: nucleic acid binding. The transcript has 2 exons. Gene Ontology annotation, biological process: DNA integration. The record is from RefSeq and is a predicted model, not a curated record.
AUGGACACAGCAUUAAGAGGACUGGUAGCAAAAAUAUUCUUUGCUUAUCUGGACGAUAUUAUUGUCUUUGGUAGAACACUCGAAGAAGACAACGAAAAUCUGGUUAUCUUAUUUGAACGUUUACGGGCUACUGGACUUGAACGUCAACCAGACACAUGUGAGUUUCUUCGACCGGAACUAGAAUAUCUGGGACACGUUAUCACGGAAAAUGGAGUGAAAUCAAACUCAUAUCAAUUAUCUGCUGUCCAACAUUUCGAAAGACCUGAGAAACAAAACGAAGCACUGUGGGAAACUACGAGCGAAAGCAUAUUCACAAAUCUACUAGAUCAUUACAUUUACAUCUUUUCUUCUCCAAAGCACAUCUUAACUGACCAGGGCGCUAACUUUGUAUCGGAAUUAGUUCAAAAAUUUAAAAACCUUUUUAGAAUCAAGCACAUAAAAACAACUGCUUUCCAUCAACAAAGCAAUGGAGCCCUCGAGAGAACUCCUGGAACAAUUAAAGAUUUAUUAAAGACAUACAUGGCCGAUAACGAGAUGGAAUGGGACCAAAGCUUGUUCCAAUAUGCUUAG